AGAUACUCAGCUCAAGUAAAGCAUUUCAAAGCAGUUUAUUAGGUGAUUUCUUUCCAUCCAUUUUGGUGAGGUAGAAAUAGAUGCCUAAUAGUGAUUUAAUAGAUCCCAAAUUGGCACCUAACACUACCUUUAUCCAACAAAAAUAAAAAAUAAAAAAAAAUAGAGACAUUAGAAGCAUUUCAGCAUUGUAUAUUUAUAUUUUGUGUCUUUAACUUAGUAAGCAUUGCUGUCUGUACUGUUCUUUGUUUGAAGUGCAUACUUAAUGAGUCCAUUUCAUUGUCUGUUGCUCCGAUUUGGUAGAAUUAGAGUAAACUCAUUUCAUCUUUGUCACAGUUUAGCCACUACUACUAAUAUUCUCGACAUCAAUGACAAGGUAAUAGCAACCCGAAUAUCAAACUGCAACAAUAUACAUCACCUCGACCAAAUUUACGCCCAGAUAAUCAGAAAUCACUUCCUGGAAUUGUACCCUGUGCAAUUUCACUGGAACAACAUUAUCAGAUCAUAUACUAGGCUUAACUCCCCAAACAAGGCUUUACAUGUGUACAUCACUAUGUCAAGAACUGGUGUUUGUCCAGAUACUUUUACACUACCUAUUGUUUUAAAGGCUAUUUGUCAGGUUUUGAAUUAUGUUAUGGCAAGGCAGUUACAUGGGGUUGCUAUAAAGAUUGGUUUGGAUACUAAUAUGUAUUGUGAGAGUGGUUUUAUUAGUCUGUAUUCGAAGGCUGGUGAUUUUGAGAAUGCACAUAAGGUGUUUGAAGAAAAUAGUGAAAGAAAGUUGGGUUCUUGGAAUGCUAUUAUAGCGGGGUUGGCGCAAGGUGGGCGUGCUAAAGAAGCGAUAGAAAUGUUCUUGGAGUUGAGAAAGAGUGGGUUACAACCAGAUGAUGUGACUAUGGUUAGUGUGACGUCGGCUUGUGGUAGUCUUGGAGACUUGGAUUUGGCUUCUCAAUUGCAUAAAUGCGUCUUUCAAGCGAAAGAAAUGGGAAAGUCUGAUCUUUUGAUGAUGAAUUCUCUUAUUGAUAUGUAUGGUAAAUGUGGGAAGAUGGAUCUUGCUUAUAGGGUGUUUUCGAGGAUGAAGGAAAGAAAUGUAUCGUCAUGGACUUCUAUGAUUGUUGGAUAUGCGAUGCAUGGGCAUGUUGGGGAUGCACUUGAAUGCUUCUGUUGCAUGAGAGAGGCAGGUGUUAGGCCUAACCAUGUGACAUUUGUUGGGGCGUUGAGCGCUUGUGUACAUGGUGGGAUGGUGCAAGAAGGAAAGUAUUAUUUCAACAUGAUGAAGAGCGAAUAUGGUAUUGCCCCCAUGUUGCAGCAUUACGGGUGCUUGGUGGAUUUGCUUGGCAGGGCUGGGUUGCUUGACGAGGCAAGGGGGACGAUUGAAGGGAUGUCAAUGAAAGCAAAUGUUGUGAUUUGGGGUUGCCUAAUGGGGGCUUGUGAGAAACAUGGGCAUGUGAAAAUGGGAGAAUGGGUGGCUAAGCACCUGCAACAGUUAGAACCGUGGAACGAUGGAGUGUAUGUGGUAUUGUCCAACAUUUAUGCCAGUAAUGGCAUGUGGGAAGAAGUAAGGAGGAUGAGAGAAAUUAUGAAGGAGAGAAAACUUGACAAGAUUCCUGCUUAUAGCUUGUCAACAAGUUCAGAUUGAGAGUUGAAGCUGGACCUGCCAAGGAUAAAAGGAUCAGAAACAUUGCUCUCUCUUAUAGGAGUGAGUGCACAUGGUGGUUGCCAUAUGUUGCAUCUCACACAAGUGGUUAUUAUCGGAGCAAAAUAUCACAUAUUUUAACUUACUCGUUGACCCUUAAUUUUGAUCCACUAUUAGGUAUAUGAUUUGAUUUCAAGUUUGGUUGAUGAUUACAUUUCCAUCCACUGCUACACUUGUGCAGAGCCUCACGCUGUCCGCCUUCAACGAAAAGCAUGUUUAUAAGCACUAUCAUUAGCAGUAAAGAGUAGUUGCUCCUACUUCAAGCAAAUAUCACCCCCUACAACCAUAAUUAUGACUUAAAAACCACCAAUUUAUUCUUCACAAAUAAGCCUUCCGCAAUCUGUGAAUUCUUGUUCUUCUUUUUUCUGAGGAAAAAAAAAAAAAAAAAUGCUACACAGAGCUAGCAGCAUCACCACUC
This is a messenger RNA of Lycium ferocissimum, 2108 nucleotides long. Its product is annotated as pentatricopeptide repeat-containing protein At1g77170, mitochondrial. Gene Ontology annotation, molecular function: protein binding; RNA binding. Lineage: Eukaryota; Viridiplantae; Streptophyta; Magnoliopsida; Solanales; Solanaceae. Gene Ontology annotation, biological process: RNA modification. The transcript has a single exon. The coding region runs from base 263 to 1633 and encodes 456 amino acids. The record is from RefSeq and is a predicted model, not a curated record.